Anthonomus grandis grandis is the source of this 1335-nucleotide messenger RNA. RefSeq lists its product as uncharacterized. The record is from RefSeq and is a predicted model, not a curated record. The transcript is spliced from 7 exons. NCBI's taxonomy places the organism in Eukaryota, Metazoa, Arthropoda, Insecta, Coleoptera, Curculionidae. Bases 103 to 1224 code for a protein of 373 amino acids.
AAAAAUAAUUAUUCUAACGCAUAUUAGUCACGAACAAUCGCGCUUUGUGUUGCAUGUGCAGGGGUGGAAAGUGACUUUUCGCGUGGAAAAAGGGGCCCGAAAAUGCCUUCCGACGGGGAGGAAAAAUCAAAGGGGCUGAUGCGCCCUUUGGUGCAAGUGGCCGGAGUAUUGGGGAUCAUUCAAGGGUUUGUGUGGACUCUGCUAAGUAUCGCGGCCAUUUUGUUUUACUACAUGGAUUUGGCGCCAUCUACAGGGAAAGAAAUAAGUCACAAGAUAUAUACAGAAUAUUUUCAUGAUUCUACGGGAAGUAAGAAUGGUUUCAUAAUAAACCCAAACUCAUUGAGCUACUGUUCCUAUGUUUAUUUGAUCCUGAGCUUCGGCUGGUUCCUGAUCUCUUGUCUUUUGUAUUGGGGGGUCGUAAAGAAAAGCAGCAACGAACAAUUUUACGAUUAUUCAAUAUUAGGCUGGACUAUUGCCGCAUCAUUAGUAUCCAUUUUAGACCUGAUCAUGCUAGCCUUGUUUGCCCACGAUUACAACAAGGUCUCUACUAGUGAUACGAUACUGUUAGUAGUAGUAGGGAUAAUGAUGACGUUGGCCGCCAGAGGGUUCGUCCUAUGGGUGAUCAAUGUCCUGUUUGCGGUUAUUUUAGGGAUGCAUUACUACAGAAGAUAUAAUGAGUUAGCUCCAACCAGCAGUCAGUCAGCUAUAGAUGCCUAUUCAGACCCCCUUCCAUGGCUCCAAGGACCCGCAGCCUUUGACGACCCCCACCCAAAGACCUACGACAAUAAGGGCUACCAACCCGAUAGGGAGGAAGCCCCCAUCAGGUCCAACCCUCCCUCCAUCCACCAAUUUCCUGUAACAGGAAUUAACAGAGAUUCCGCCAGGAAUAACUACGUUAACCCCAGGAGCAACUUAAGUCAGGAACCUCCUCCGAAGAUCAUCAAGAGGCCCGUGUUAAAUCAUAAUAAUAACAAUGACAGUUCUUGGAUACAUAGGAAUGCGAAUUAUAAGCGUUUUGUUCCAGAUAACAACUACGUGAGUCCCCUCAGGCCCCAACCGGAGCCGGGGCUGUUGAGGACUGCGAAAAUCGGGAAACAGGGAGGCCAAAGGAGCCCCCCGUUGAUUGUUAACGCCCCCAGUAUACCCGAGCCGGAUUACUCGCCUCCCAGCUCGCCUGUUCUCAGGGGAGUGUUGAAGCCCAGAAGUAACUACACUAUGUAUUAGAACUGGUAGUUUUUUUUGUGUGUAUGACUCUCUCUAUCUCUUUUUUUGUUUUUAUGGUUGUAUAUACAUUUUUCUUUUGGUAAGAUCAAUAAAUUUUAGAAGAGUAGGAAA